Molecule: messenger RNA, 2817 nt
Organism: Nicrophorus vespilloides
Lineage: Eukaryota; Metazoa; Arthropoda; Insecta; Coleoptera; Silphidae
Gene: osy
Product: ABC transporter G family member 20
Exons: 5
Coding region: 180-2462 (760 amino acids)
Cellular component (GO): membrane
Molecular function (GO): ABC-type transporter activity; ATP hydrolysis activity; ATP binding
Source: RefSeq, a predicted model, not a curated record
AGAAAUCAAACAGUCGCGACUCGUUAAUUAGUUGGUAGAAGUUUGGAAGUUGACUUCCACGGAAAGUGCGUAUCUCGAGUAUUGAAAGUGCGUAAAGCGAAUAGAGUUUUCAACCAAAUUUCACCAUCAAACCAAAAUCCAAAAAUAUAAAAACAGGAUUAUACCUCAACGGCUGAAAAAUGGCAGAGGGAGGUGUUUCUAAUGAUUUGGAGAUGCGACGACGGCAGCUGGCCAAUCGACAGAUGUCGACAUUGGCUAGCAGAAAACAGCACGCGGUAUGUGUCCGAAGAGCUCACAAACAUUACGGAUCUACAAAGAAUCCAGCCGUGAUCCUCGACGGUCUAAACAUGACAGUACCUAAAGGCUCAAUUUACGGCUUACUUGGAGCUUCCGGAUGCGGAAAGACCACUUUACUCAGCUGCAUCGUCGGAAGGAAACGCUUGAACUCAGGUGAAAUCUGGGUAUUGGGUGGAACUCCUGGCUCGAAGGGUAGUGGAGUUCCUGGUCCAAGGAUCGGGUAUAUGCCUCAAGAAAUUGCGCUUUACGGCGAGUUCACCAUCAGGGAAACGAUGCUGUACUUCGGAUGGAUCAGCGAUAUGACCACGCAGGAGAUCGACGAGAGGUUGACCUUCUUGCUGCAAUUCCUCAUGUUGCCUGGUCCUGAUAGGCAGGUGAAGACCCUCAGUGGUGGUCAGCAACGAAGGGUGUCUUUGUCUGCGGCUCUGCUUCAUGAGCCGGAACUGCUGAUUCUUGAUGAACCGACUGUUGGCGUUGAUCCGAUGUUGAGGCAGAAUAUUUGGGAUCAUUUGUUGCAUAUUACCAAAGGCGGAAGAACGACGGUCAUUAUUACUACGCACUACAUCGACGAGACACGGCAAGCCCACAUGAUUGGAUUGAUGCGUGGUGGUUAUUUGUUGGCCGAAGAAUCGCCCGAACGUCUUGUCCAACAUUACCAUGCUCAAUCGUUGGAAGAUGUUUUCCUCAAACUAUCUGUGAUACAGAAUAUGGGAAAGACCAGGCGUAGCUCCAUUGCUUUGGAGGUGACAACAACUAUCACAGUACCGAGCGGCGUGAUCAACGAGGCCAUAGUCGUGGAUGAUGAACCUGGUGAGAUCUCAGGAGAAUUCGGAGAUAACGUAUCGAUGUCUUCGCGUGGAGGAAGGAUAUCGAUAGCCCCAGAUGACCCUGAGAACGCACCACCUGAAAUCCCACCCCCAGAGGAAGGCGACAAAUGGACGUGCAUGGAUUACCUGAAAUUCGCCAAAGCCAGCCAUCUGAAGACUUUAAUCUGGAAGAACUUCCUCUGGAUGUGGAGGAAUUACCCUGUCAUGUUGUUCAUCACCGUUCUACCAGUAGUCCAAACUGUACUCUUCUGCUUAUCCAUCGGCCACGACCCACAAAACUUGCCAAUAUCCGUUAUGAACUACGAACUUGAAGAAGGCGAAAUCUGCAUGACCAACAUCACCUGCAGCAGCACGCGACUCAGUUGUAACUUCCUCAAAUACCUAGAAGAUCGAACGUUGCAAGUGACGUACUGUGAUUCUGUCGAUGCAGCAAAGAAACUUGUUGAAGAAGGUAACUCAUGGGCUGCUCUCGUCUUCCAGUCAAACUUCUCUGAUUCCUUGAGAUCCAGGAUAUUCGAAGGCAGAAGAGUUUCACCCGAAGAUGUUUUGAAUUCUGAAGUUUCCGUCUUUCAGGACAUUUCAAAUGAAAAUAUUGGAACGUUUUUGAAACGUGAUUUAUACUUCAGCUUCGAAGACUUCUUCAGGGCAUAUUUGACCUCAUGCGAUAUCAACGAUAAGAUCGGUUCUAUUCCCAUCAGAUUCAACGAGCCUAUCUACGGCUACAAGAGGCCAAACUUUACGGACUUUGCAGCUCCUGGCGUUAUCAUCACCAUUGUGUUCUUCUUGUCUGUAGCUUUAACCUGCGGCGCUAUGCUUCUGGAGAGGAACGAGGGUAUUCUGGAAAGAUCCCUAGUUAACGGCAUCACCAGCGUCGAGCUGCUCUUCGCCCACGUAGUGACCCAGUUCACGGUGAUGGCAGGUCAAACCAUCAUGGUUGUAGUCGUAACAUUCGCCGUCUUCGACAUCACCAUGAAGGGUCCAGCUUCUCUCACCGUCAUCAUGACCGGCCUCACAGGUCUUUGCGGCAUGUGCUUCGGCUUCGUCGUCGCAACCAUCUGCGACAACGAGAGGACUGCCACGUACCUAUCUCUUGGUAGCUUCCUUCCCAUAGUCAUGCUGUGCGGCAUCAUCUGGCCAAUCGAAGGCAUGCACUACAGCCUUCAGACUAUAGCCUAUGUCCUUCCUCUCACCAAAUGCACGGAGAGUCUCAGGUACAUCUUGGCCAAAGGCUGGACCAUAGACUACAGGGAGGUUUACACGGGCUUCAUCAGCAUUAGCGCCUGGAUCUUCUUCUUCCUCAUACUCAGUAUCCUUCUGCUCAAGUUCAAGAAGGGAUGAGAUGUGAAUCUUCAAAUCCACAUUGUUGUUGUUGUCUCUGUGUAAAUAAUUCAAUUUUCGACUUUAGUAUUAAUAGAUUAGGUCGUUAGAAUAGUUUGAAUAUUGUUUUUUUUUUGUAUGAACCUCACGACGUUACGUUCACCAAAGUAAUUACUUUCAUUUCUUUUCUUUUUUUUUGUUGAUGUUGUGUUAUUUUCCUUUCGUUCUUAUUGUUGUAAUAUUAUUAUUUUGUGUGGGCAUUUCAUAAUACGUAACUCUCUCUAUAUAUCUAUAUGAAUAGCAUGGUUGAAUGAAGUGGAUAAGUUUAUUUUGUAAUUAUUUAAUUCAGUUUUGGCUGUGGAGUUAUUUUUUUUAU